CGAGUUCAGGAGUUGAGGAACUUUGCAUACAUGGUGCAAGACGUAAGCAGUUCGCUUCUACUAACGAAACGCUCACUUUUCGAUUUGCUUGGAUAAACUACAAGACCUUAGUGUUUGAAUUGCUUUAACUUUUUUUUUGAAAUGGCUCUCGCAGAUGCGAUGCUGCCGUCGAUAAACACUUUUUCAAACAAUCAGACUUUGGAGGAGAAACAGUCUGAAAUUGUACAUCUCUGGAAGGUUGACGAGAACAAAACCGGUACAACUCGCGAUGACCUGAAACCCCUCAUUGAAGUGGAGUUCAGCAUUGUGGAGUCACCUUCUUCGAACAAGGAGGAGGAUGACCUUGCCAAGUUCUUGGAUUUAGAGUUCAUCUUGUCUAACACAAUUGCAUCUGAAAACGCAAACGGCUCUUCGCAGCCGUCAACGUACCAGCUGCCAGAGUCACCGGAGAGUUGCAGCAGCACAGUGUAUGACAGCGACGGCUCCCACCCCGCUCCCGCGUACAGUAACGGCAACUUUACAGCAAGCCCCGGUCACAGUUUGGUAGCAGAGCUGCUGACCCCAGAAAUGAACUACCAGGGUGACUUGCAGCAGGACUACAGCUUUAAAACGACAAUGGACAGACGGGAGUACACCGAGUUGCGGGCUCUGAACAUGGGUAACCUCAUCCAUGUGCCCGUGGACAGUGCUCAGCACAUGGGACAUAAAAUUAAGACGGAGAACUUAGAACAGUCGUGCAUGAUGGCCAAUGAUUUCAUGGAACAGAUGUACGAACAGAAACCCCCGCGCGCUAUGCAUCACGCGCACCUGCACCACCAGCCUGCGCUUCAGGGGUUCGCGCACCUCAGCGUGCAGCAGAAUUCGCCCCAAGAGGGAAUGGUGCGCAAAGACUGUCAUUUGACCCCGAUGCACCCGCACCAUCACCCUCACGUAACACAUCAGCGACAGUACAUGGGAAAUCCGCCUUACCCGCCCCAGUACCCCCACCACCAAGGUCCCCAGAGUACCCAGCAGUAUCAUGGACAGUACGGGAUGUUCAGGGAACCUAUGCGAGUUCCGCACCCGAGCAUGCCUGGCAUGAUGCUGACCCCGCCGUCUUCGCCGCUUCUGGAGUUCUUCGCGCCCGAUGACUGCAAGCCAAAGCGAGGGCGUCGAUCCUGGGCGAGAAAACGCACCGCGACGCACAGCUGCGAGUUCCCGGGCUGUGGGAAGACGUACACCAAGAGUUCGCACCUGAAGGCUCAUAUGCGAACACAUACAGGCGAGAAACCAUACCACUGUAACUGGGAGGGUUGUGGCUGGAAGUUCGCCAGGUCCGACGAGCUGACUCGUCAUUACAGAAAACACACUGGUCAUAGGCCGUUCCAGUGUCACCUCUGCGAGAGGGCCUUCUCCCGAUCUGACCAUUUGGCACUGCACAUGAAGAGACAUAUGUAAAAUGAACGUCAUCCAGUGUUGAACCGUUGUUUAGCACUCCAUUUUCAAAGGAUUUAUGUAUUUAUAUUGUAACUUACUUUUUGGGUAUGGGCACGGCGUGUAUAUAUUUGGAUAUAUCUAUUUGUCGCUAAAUUAAGACAGUAUUUAAGAAGACAGGCACAUCAUCCUUUAAAAUUAGACAUAUACUAGACAUAAAUUAUUGAAGAUAAAACCCACACUUGACACCAGGAGAGGCUAAUUUGGCAUUAGAAUUUUGAACAGGGCAGGACCCCUAAGAUUUUUGUACAUAUUUCUAACUACUAUUUUCCUGUGUUAUAUUUUUUUAAUUCCACAAUUUUGGCCAUUUUGCCUCAAAUUAGGGAAAAGAAUGAAUUUUUUUACUUCAUUAACGUGGAGCUUUUCUAUUGGAGACUAGAGUUGUGUUGUGUUCAUACACUUAUAAAUAAAGUUUUUAAGGAAAGAUGUUUGCUUCUCUCUGAAAUACAUUUCAACUACCAGCUGGCUCUUUAUAUUAGAGGUGUGCAAAGGGUUGCAAAAUCAGGUACUGACAGACUGCCUUUCAAUGAAGUUGUAUACUUUGUAAAGUAUGUAUUGUAGAGAAACUGUAUUCUAAAUAUACUUGAAAAUCUUCUUGUUCAUAUUACUCCAGACAACUGGUCUCAUAGUUCUCAAAGAAGUACUUUUCAAUGUUUGGACUACUGCAAAGCUAGGUGCCUCACUUCAAAAGUGCAACGUGUGCACACAUUUUCAACACAUUGUCAAAUCCGAGGUCUUUUUUUUUUUUUUUUGUAAAUCUGACUGGAGAGAAUAAUUGUACAUUACCUGUUAAAGUGUUUUAUUGAAAAUAAAACCGAAUAAAAGUCA
This is a messenger RNA of Anguilla anguilla (European eel), 2301 nucleotides long. RefSeq names its product Kruppel-like factor 17 (gene klf17). NCBI's taxonomy places the organism in Eukaryota, Metazoa, Chordata, Actinopteri, Anguilliformes, Anguillidae. Bases 142 to 1437 code for a protein of 431 amino acids. Gene Ontology annotation, biological process: regulation of transcription by RNA polymerase II. The transcript has 3 exons. Gene Ontology annotation, molecular function: RNA polymerase II cis-regulatory region sequence-specific DNA binding; DNA-binding transcription factor activity, RNA polymerase II-specific. The record is from RefSeq and is a predicted model, not a curated record.